Molecule: messenger RNA, 4677 nt
Organism: Cyclocybe aegerita
Lineage: Eukaryota; Fungi; Basidiomycota; Agaricomycetes; Agaricales; Hemipholiotaceae
Source: the annotation of a GenBank genome assembly
AUGUCGCGAGCCAUUCUCAGGAAGCAGUCGAAGCGUGAUACACUCGAAACUAUCGAGGACGUGCGAGCUCGCAUCGAGCGCCUCGAAAAAGUCGUCGAGGAUGCCGUCGAGGCGAAGAGCACCGUCGCUGAUGUUCUCGAGCGCCUUAAGGGUGCUGGAGCAACACAUAAGGAGGCUGAGGAUUUCGGGAAACAGUUCAUUCAGCUGUUCAAAGCCCGACAUGGUAGCGUCGAAGGUCCGGGAUCUCAACAGAUUGAGGGGGAACGUGAGGGUACCCCUGAGGGUCUCAAUGAGGACGAAGCUGCUGAGUUCCGACGGAAGCGUGAUUCCCUCCUCGGAGAGCAGCCCCAGGGCGAUGAAGAGGAAGCUGCCCGACGCCGCCGCGCUGUCGACGCUGCUGAGUGGCAGCUUGUUUUGGCGAAACUUGCUACCGUGGCGGCGAGGCCCGAUUCUUCAGCUGGGAAAGGAUCCUUCUCGGAGCUCCUCAAAAUCUUUGACAGAUCCAGUGCAUCUACAUCUCGGUCAAUCCCCUCGACGGUUUUGGAUGGUGCUCCGCACCUAUGGAACCUAUCAUCCAACGCUAUCAAGGACCCUCACCUGGACGAAACAUGGAGACUCCGACUCCUUUUCGCUGGAAAAGAGACCAUCGACAGCAUCGUCGACCAUCUUCAAGCCCAGCCUGUUGAUCAACCACUCCCUCGCUCCAUCUGGAGAUUGCUUGUACAGGACCAAUAUGUUGAUUUCGAGAAGUUGUUCGCCUUGAUGGAUCCGAACUACAAUCACAAUGAUGAUCCGAAGGAUUUUGGGGGUGGUUUCGCUCUUGUCAAGAAGGAGCUCGCAACCGCUAAAAAGACCCUUCGGACUGAAGCCGAUGGGAUUCGAGUUUUCGCUGCCUGGUGCGAAGGAACCAUCCUCCUCUAUCCUCAUCGACUGAAAGAGCUCCAAGCCUAUUCCCGCCUGGUCUCUGAUGUUUUUCACGCCUGCCCGAAUGAUCCUUCAAAUGGCAUACGCUUCGACCUCGAAAGCCGUCAACGUUAUGCGAAGAGUCCUUAUCGGCUGGAUGACAAGGCCCAAUCAUUUGUGUCGAUCCUGGGUCAGUUCCUUGCUAUAAUUGGAACUUGGGUAUCUGCAGUGAACCGUGCAAGAACAGUCGGAGGCAUGGUCUCUGUAGUGAGUGUGGUGGUCAGCACCGAGCAAGAGACGUCGCGGCGUGCUAUGCUGCUUUCCAAACUCGCAGAGGAAAAGGAGCUCGCUCUGGCAGCGCAGAGGGCAGCGGACCUAGCGGCAGUGGGGCCUAAGCAGUUUGUCAAGACAGAUGUGAAUCUCAAGCGUCCGGCAGCAGCGCCCCUGGAUGUACCACCUCGCUAUCGCCGCGGAUUUGUCUGGUCCAACUCUGCUUCUCUCUGUGAAUCUCCGGCCGCUCUUUUAACCUUAUCUGCUCCUCCUUUGCCAUCUCCACCUUCUCAUCUCAUUGAUGACCCUGCACUCAUCUCUUCUCUUUCUGCAAUGCAAGGCUUUGUCAAGGUUGACACCCCAUUCAACGUUGAUCGCCUUGAAUCUCUUCUAUCCGAUCACCCCAAUCGUCCUUUUGUCGACUCAGUUAUCCGUGGCCUUCGUGAAGGUUUCUGGCCAUUUGAGGAUGGGGACUGGGAUAAGGAUGCUACCGAACCCUUGUCCAACUUUGCAUCUGAGGUUGAAGACCUUGAUGCCAUUCGAGCCUUUCGCGACAAAGAACUCGCUGCGGAGAGGUGGUCAGACCCACUACCAAUCACAGAUCUUCUUCCGGGGAUGAUGUCGUCGCCCAUGUUUGUGGCAUGGCAGAAGGAAAAACCCCGUGUCAUCACUGACCAUUCAGCUUCAGGUCUGAACGACGGUAUCCCAAGAACCGAAGCAAAAGUGCACUAUGACGACAUGCGCACCUUUGGACAGAUCUUGUUUAAUGCUCGACUGAACCGUGCAAGAACAGUCGGAGGCAUGGUCUCUGUAGUGAGUGUGGUGGUCAGCACCGAGCAAGAGACGUCGCGGCGUGCUAUGCUGCUUUCCAAACUCGCAGAGGAAAAGGAGCUCGCUCUGGCAGCGCAGAGGGCAGCGGACCUAGCGGCAGUGGGGUUUGUCAAGACAGAUGUGAAUCUCAAGCGUCCGGCAGCAGCGCCCCUGGAUGUACCACCUCGCUAUCGCCACGGAUUUGUCUGGUCCAACUCUGCUUCUCUCUGUGAAUCUCCGGCCGCUCUUUUAACCUUAUCUGCUCCUCCUUUGCCAUCUCCACCUUCUCAUCUCAUUGAUGACCCUGCACUCAUCUCUUCUCUUUCUGCAAUGCAAGGCUUUGUCAAGGUUGACACCCCAUUCAACGUUGAUCGCCUUGAAUCUCUUCUAUCCGAUCACCCCAAUCGUCCUUUUGUCGACUCAGUUAUCCACCUUGAUGCCAUUCGAGCCUUUCGCGACAAAGAACUCGCUGCGGAGAGGUGGUCAGACCCACUACCAAUCACAGAUCUUCUUCCGGGGAUGAUGUCGUCGCCCAUGUUUGUGGCAUGGCAGAAGGAAAAACCCCAUGUCAUCACUGACCAUUCAGCUUCAGGUCUGAACGACGGUAUCCCAAGAACCGAAGCAAAAGUGCACUUUGGACAGAUCUUGUUUAAUGCUCGACGUCAGCAUCGUGGGCAAAGACUUGUCGUGUGGAAGUCUGAUAUCGCCUCAGCUUUCUUGAACCUCCCUGCCCAUCCUUUAUGGCAACUCCAACAAAUAGUUGUGGUUGACGGAAAGUUUUACGUUCGGACUCGGUUACUCUGCUGGAUUGCAGUUAAGAAGCUUAGCAUUGAAGGACUUCUCGUCUACAUGGACGACUCUUACGGUUGGGAUUUCGCCGACAACCUCAUCAAAUUUUCUAUCGGAUGCCCGUAUGAGGACAGGAAGCAAGAGGAUGGUGAUUGUCUAAAAAUCAUUGGUUUCUGGGUUGAUCCCAAUCGUGGUAGCAUCUCACUUCCCCCCGAUUCCGUUGACACCAUUGUGACGCACAUUACCUCCUUCCUCGCUCAUCCCAAACGUUCGCCUAUUCUCCGUGAUUGGCAGCGGCUUGGUGGGCACCUGAAUUGGCUCUUUAACGUGCUUCCAUGUGGGCGGCCUGCACUUUCAGGGUUAUUCCGAAAGAUACGAGGAAAGACUCACAGCUCAAGCCCGGUUUUCCUGAACCGAACAGUUCGCAAAGAGCUGACAUGGUUGGCAGGUGUCAUUCGCCAUGCUAUUGGUGUUCGCUUCGUGGAUAGUCUCAACUGGACGGACGACAAGGCUGACAUUGUUCUCUGGACGGAUGCAAGUCUCCGUCUUGCCUUGAGCUUUUACUAUAGUGGUAAUGGGUUUGUGUACCAACUCCGGCCACCUCCUCCUGGUACUGCCAUUGACAUCUUCUUCCUCGAGCUGAUCGCCAUUAUGUCAGCCAUCUUCCACGUUGCGUCUUUUAAAUCUCCACCACGUCGCAUUCUUCUGUUUACCGACAGUUUGGAUGCGGUUGGACUGCUCAACUCGCUUGCAGCAUCUGAAGAUCAGCACAAUGCACCCCUCUUAGGUAUCGCAGAGGUUAUUCUGACCUCAGGUGUUGACCUUCGUGUCCGUCAUAUUCCUGGAAAGGAUAACAUUCGCGCUGAUAUGCUUUCACGUCUCCUCCUUGAGGACUUUCAUCGGCGUUUCCCUGCAGACCACGUCCAGCUCUUUGACCCUCCAAGGGUCCUCCUGCCGGCGCGUUGGAGGGAGACCCUUUGGUUGCAAGCGUCCGCGAUUGAGAAGUCCACAUCCCAAGGUUACGCGACUGGCGCGCGCGACUACCUUCGGUUUUGUAUAACACAUUCUCUUCCAAUUAAGCCAACACCUCAGACACUUUCCUGCUACAUUGCCUACACCUCUCAAUUCAUCGCCUCUGGCCCGAAAUACCUGUCCGGAGCUCGCCAUUUCCUCGCUGAUUUCUAUCCGGAGUUUGAUAGCAGUCGUUCUCACCCAAUUGUGCAGGCAACAAUCCGUGGCUCGAUGAAGACCCGAGCCGAUCCUAUCCGCCGCAAACUCCCAUUACGGCUUGAACAUCUUUCAGCCUUUCUCAAGAUAGCAAGAGACUCUAAGUCAUAUGACAAUCUACUCUUCAUCACCAUUCUUUCUUGCUGCUUUUAUGCUUGUCAUCGAAGCGGCGAACUCGUUCAGAAGAAUGACUCACGUCUCUUUGAUUUGCGUAAGAUAAUUUGUCGCUCCUCCCUCAUCUUUGUCGAUGGCCGUGCACAAUAUCGAUUGCCUUAUCAUAAGGCGGAUCGUUUCUACCGUGGAUCAGACAUCCUGCAUAGCUCGCAAGAUGUGGCGGAUCCGGUCUCCCUCCUCAAGGAAUACGUCAUCCUCCGCAACAGCAUUCAUGGGACCAAUGUUGCGCUUUUCUUGAAGGAAGACGGAAGCCAUCCUACAUGCUCUUGGUUUGAUGCAAAGUUUUUUGCUGUUCUUGAUCGAACCUUUGGUGGUCACUCACCUCGAGCAGGGGGAGCAACCUUCUACGCUUCUCUUGGAGUGUCUGAGGAUGUCAUCCAAGCGAUUGGACGCUGGUCGUCAGCAGCCUGGAAAAUUUAUGUGCGCGAAAACCCAACUAUUCGGGCAGAACUUCAACUCGCAGCGCUGCGCCUUCGACACCUCUAUUCUCCUCACCCCUCGUGA